Neodiprion fabricii is the source of this 2588-nucleotide messenger RNA. It is a transcript of the gene DCAF12, whose product is annotated as DDB1- and CUL4-associated factor 12 homolog. The coding region runs from base 360 to 1739 and encodes 459 amino acids. Gene Ontology annotation, cellular component: Cul4-RING E3 ubiquitin ligase complex. The transcript has 6 exons. Gene Ontology annotation, molecular function: protein binding. The record is from RefSeq and is a predicted model, not a curated record. Lineage: Eukaryota; Metazoa; Arthropoda; Insecta; Hymenoptera; Diprionidae.
UGGUUACUCUUAUGCAGUGAACACUCUGCUGGCUUUAUCAUGUAUUUUUUCAACUUAUCUUAUAUAUUUUCGUGUUUAAUUGUCACAUUCGCCUGGCGAGGUUCGAAAUAUUUAUGAAUGCUAUCGGUUAUCCGUUGCACCGUGAACGUGAAUCGUCAAAAAGUGGCGACAAGCAGUAACUCGGGCGACAGUUUUAAAUACCAUGUACAGAAAAGCUCAAUAGAUCCAUCAGUCCGUGUUCAGUUUUUUCUUGUUCAACUACUUUUAAUAAUAACUAAAUAGAUAAAUAAUCUUCUACGUCGUUAAACCCCGUAAAUAACUUAUACAAUUUUCCUUGAAAUUAAAUAUAACUAUUUACAAUGGCAGAAACACAAAGAAUGCCUGUGUAUGGUCGACAUCCUCCUUGUGCAACUGGGUCCCGUUUGGAAGAACGCAGAGCCCGAAGGCUCGCUUUGCGCUUGGAGAAAAAUCGAAAGCCGGAAAAGCCCGAAGAUUUCGUGUGCUACGAAUCCAGCGACGAAGAAGAGGAAACUGUAACUGAAGGAAAACAGUAUUUGAGAACGUCCUUCAACUUUGUGGAUUACGUACGUGCUAGAGAAACGAAUUUAAAAGAAGUAAGGAAAAUCAAUCAAGAGUAUGGCUCACGUCAUAUCCUAACCCACGACUUAUUCAAAGAAUAUUCAGUUAGUUUAAAUAAUAUGAACAAAGUGUUCUGCUCGCAAUGGUUGAGCGACAGACAAGUUGUAUUCGGAACUAAAUGUAAUAAGCUAAUGGUGUAUGACGUCGCGACUCAAAAACUUGACCAAAUACCGUCGUUACAUGGGAGACAAACAAACCCAGCAGGUGCCGCUAUUCCUGAACAACAGUGCGGCAUUCACUCUGUACAAAUAAAUCCAUCAAGAACAUUAUUAUCUACGGGAGCAAGAAACAGCAACGAAAUAGCAAUAUAUAGACUACCUACUUUAGAUCCUGUUUGCGUGGGAGAAGGUGGUCACAGAGACUGGGUAUUUGACAUGUGUUGGUUGGACGACGAAUUCCUAGUUUCUGGAUCAAGAGACACUAAAAUGUCGCUAUGGCGGAUAGACAGCGACUUGGCAGAUGCUCCGGACAAGGCGGAAAUACCAACCCAUAGGUUAAUUCAGCCUGUAUGUGUUAAAGAAUGUCGAUCAGCUCAAAAGGUUCGAGCUUUGGCUUUUAACAAGGCUUACAAAGAAAUAGCCGCCCUUUCUCUCAAUAGCUUUAUACAUAUUUGGUCAGCUGAAACAUUUAAGCAGAAGAUAUCGAGAAAGUUGCCGGCCUGUCAAGAAAAUGUUUGCUUGGCAGUUCAAGAUGACGGAGUUUACGCAGUUGGAUGUCGAUCGUACACAUUGUUGUUGGAUGCUCGAACAUUACAACCAAUAAAAAAAAUACCAUCCAGGUAUAGCGGGUGUGGUAUACGAUCUGCUAGUUUCCAACGAUCCGUCUUAACGAUUGGUACAGGACUUGGAAUGCUGAUGUUUUAUGAUGUCAGAGCACAAAAAUAUUUAGAAUCUUCCAUCAACUCAAAUAGAACGGUGGUCCUGAAAGCAUCAAAAGGUUACGUGUUUCCUGACGAAGAAUACAUGGACGGCUUCCAAAAUGUGAAAUAUACGCCAGCAAUAUAUACUCACUGUUACGAUGCAUCUGGAACGCGUCUUUUCACAGCUGGUGGUCCACUUCCAGCAAAUCUUUAUGGGAAUUAUGCUGGACUAUGGCAAUGAGUCCAAUUGUAUGACUUGGAAAGUAUUCCUUUAGAUGACAUAUUUAUAAUGCAUAUUUACGACUUGCGAAUGUAUGUCAAUCUUUGCUGUCCGUAAACGGAAACACUUGUUGGUACAUUAGCGGAAUUUUCAGCUCGAUGGAUAUGUAAACUUAUAUUGUAGGAUCAAUUUCCUAAGUUGUACGUGUCAUGAAAUAUACCGUGACACGUAAGGAACUCACGUCUAGCUUUUGACCUUGACUUAAUCACUGGAAAUCAGUGUUGAAAAAUUAGAAGCGAAAAUUAUAAGCAUUAUUUACGAAUUGUACAGUUUUAUCCACCUUAUCGUUUUACUUUGUUACAUUCUCAAUGAAUAGGAAAUUUACAACGGCUAUGAAAUAUGGAGCUGAAAAAAUGAAUAACCAUUAAGUAGUAAAUGUAUAGCCUACCUGCUAACUGAAAGAAGAUCGAAAACAAUUGAAAACAACAUAAAAUUUGAAACCGGCUGAAUGCAUUUUUUCUCUAUAUUUUAAUACGCGUUAUCUUUCUUUGUACACCGAGUAAAGCUCUGUUUACAAAAUGCUCAAAAGCUAUUCCCAUUUUUGUUGCAUUCAGUAUUUUUUGAUUUAUAACAUUUAUAAAUAGUCAAUUAUGCUAAAACUUUUUAAAAUAUUUAAUGUUCAGGCCACCUCUCUGCAACUCGAUAGGCUCUGUUGAAUCUUUGGUUACCUAUGUUGAGUUACAUGCAAUAGAUUGUCUGUUAUUAGACAUAAGAUAAUAUUAUAUAAGCCUGUAAAAAUUAGCAUAUUAUAAAUAUGCCAACGAUUACAAGAAAAAAUGAAUGAUUAUUAGUAAAUUAAUUAUUCGAGCA